UUUGACACCUGGUUUGCUGAAAAUAAUCAGGUGAUGUCUUGGCUGUGCAACUCAAUGACUCUUGAAAUCAGUGAAGGAUACCUCUUGGCAAGCACAGCUAAGGAAAUCUGGGACGCUGCUAAGAGGACUUACUCCACACUAGACAACACUGCAGCCCUAUUGGAUCUAAGGAGGCAGCUCAAAGAUCUGAAGCAAGGAAACUUAACUGUAACACAAUAUUACAGCACUUUAACGAAGAUAUGGCAGCAGUUGGAUCUCUUUGAAGUUCAUCCUUGGAAGGACAUGGAUGAUGCUAAUUACUACAGACAACUGGUGGAAAAAGGACGAACCUAUGACUUCCUAUUGGGUUUGAAUGAUGUCUUUGAAGAAGUAAGAGGCAGAAUUAUGGGUCUAAAACCGCUUCCCUCCCUAUUUGAAGUCUUCAGUAUGGUCAAGUUUGAAGAAAGCCGGAGACACCUCACUCAGGGUAACCAAACCCCAGUAGAUGGCUCAGCAUUAGUCACGAGGAGGUCCCCAACAUUCGAGGGAUCUGAGAAGAAAGGGAACAAGUGGUGCAAUCACUGUAACAAGAAAGGCCACACCAGAGACGAAUGUUGGAAACUACAUGGGAAACCAACCCAAGGGAAGCAGAAACAACGGGAAGAUAGAAAAAGCCACCACACCUCCUCUGAAGAAAAAGGUGAUGAGGGAGACCAGUUGACCAGAGAAGAGCUUCAAAUGCUUCGUAAGAUACUUGAAAAACAAAACAAAUCAAAAUCUGUUCCCAACGUGAACUUGAUUCAGUCAGGAUUCGACCUCGGGGAGGAAGAUUUUGACUGCUAAAGAAUGGGAUGGACUCUACUACUUUGAAGGAAAAGAUAUGAAGACUGCAGGAGCAAAGAAAGCUAUGGUUAGCUCUAAUUCUCAGAAUAAAAAUGUAAUGUUGUGGCAUCAAAGAUUAGGCCACCCCAGCUUUGAUUAUAUGAAGCAUGUGUUUCCAACUUUAUUCAAUAAAAAUUCUUUUCCUUUCCAAUGUGAAACGUGUCAAAUUGCCAAACAAACUCGCGCCUCUUAUCCCAAACAUACUUACAAACCUACUGCCCCGUUUACAUUGAUUCAUACUGACAUUUGGGGACCAGCCAAAAUCAACACCCGAACAGGCACAAAGUGGUUUAUUACAUUCAUCGAUGAUCACACCCGGGUCACAUGGGUUUACCUUAUGAAAGAAAAAUCCGAAGCUUUACAAAUUUUCAAAAACUUUCACUCUUUUGUGAGAACCCAAUUCCAAACUCCCAUCAAAGUUCUGAGAAGUGACAAUGCCAAAGAGUAUGUGAGUGGAGCCUUUAGGGAAUUUCUUGAGCAGGAAGGAAUCCAUCACCAAACCUCAUGUGUCUA
Neltuma alba is the source of this 1374-nucleotide messenger RNA. RefSeq lists its product as uncharacterized. The transcript has 2 exons. The record is from RefSeq and is a predicted model, not a curated record. Lineage: Eukaryota; Viridiplantae; Streptophyta; Magnoliopsida; Fabales; Fabaceae. Bases 34 to 822 code for a protein of 262 amino acids.